UCUGCAGUUCUCUGGUCUGAGUAAGUUGGGUGAAGGCAGUUUAUUUCAUUCGUAUCUGAAGAAAAUAUUUUCGCUUAUAUUUAAGUUUUAAAGUAAUUAAAUAUGAAUGCGAUUAAUAAAACGGCGAUAGGUAUAGCUGCCGGUGUCGCCGGCACAAUUUUCAUUGGAUAUUGCAUUUAUUUCGACAGUAAACGACGCACUGAUCCCGAUUACAAGAAGAAAGUCCGUGAGCGCAGACGUCGUACCCGAAAAAAUGGAAAUGCUGGCCGCAGUGGAAUACCAAACCUCAAUGAUCAUGAAGCAAUUGAAAGGUAUUUCCUUCAGGAAAUUCAGUUGGGUGAAACUUUAAUUGCUCGUGGUGAAUUUGAAAAUGGUGUAGAGCACCUUGCUAAUGCUAUAGUGGUAUGUGGACAACCAGCUCGCCUCCUCCAAGUUUUGCAGACAUCGCUGCCAGCACAAGUAUUUGCUAUGCUGAUUCUUAAAAUGCAAGAGUUUGGUAACCGUGCAAGUUCAGAAAACGAAACACCCAAAAUCGUCACAGCUAAUUCUAUUGGAGGAGCUGAUUUGCCUCUUGGUUUAGAUGGCACCCAUUCUUCAGUUAUGAUUGACGACCUAGAAUAAUUGUUGAGCAUAUGUUAUAAUAUGAAGCAAAUCUGCUUAAUAUUUAGGUUUUCAUAUAAAUGCAUAUAUUGUUUGCCUAAAUAUCCAUCUACAAUGUUAAAUUACAUAUGCUUUUAUGUACAAAUACUUCUAAAACAAUUAAAAUAAAAUUAAAAUACAUCUUAAUAGAA
Bactrocera tryoni is the source of this 791-nucleotide messenger RNA. It is a transcript of the gene Tom20, whose product is annotated as mitochondrial import receptor subunit TOM20 homolog. Gene Ontology annotation, biological process: protein targeting; protein import into mitochondrial matrix; tRNA import into mitochondrion. The record is from RefSeq and is a predicted model, not a curated record. Gene Ontology annotation, molecular function: transmembrane protein transporter activity. NCBI's taxonomy places the organism in Eukaryota, Metazoa, Arthropoda, Insecta, Diptera, Tephritidae. The transcript is spliced from 3 exons. The coding region runs from base 103 to 621 and encodes 172 amino acids. Gene Ontology annotation, cellular component: mitochondrial outer membrane; mitochondrial outer membrane translocase complex.